GACAUACCCAUGGAAAGAAUUGCGCUUACAUCUCUAAAUUUCACAGAAUCUUCUUCACACACAACACAAUAGACCAAGCUCAAUUUUUUGUUACCAAAAAAAGCCAAAUCCAAUUCCUUAUUUGUUUGCGUUUCUUUCUGUAUGAAUCCCUCCCCAUCAAUCCCGCUUCCAAAAUCCUACCAACAAGAUAACUGUUAUUAGGGUUUGCAACAUAGCUGAAAUCACAAUUUGUUUCAAUUCUAUCUACUUUGUCGAAACUACCUGUUUUUUAAAUUUUCUUUCCGCCCACCUUCUCAAUUUGUUGCUUUGCUUCGGAAUAACUCGCCCCCUUUCUCUUUGUUUUGAUUUUAUUGCAAUGCAAAUCAGCUAAUUUGUUGAUCUGGUCUUUGUUUUUGCGCAGACCCUUUUGGUUAGAUAAAAUUUUUUGCCACUUCUUCUUCAUACAUAAGUUAGGGUUUUACUCUUGAAUUCAAUUUAAUUACGGAUUUUGCCGCUUCUAUCUAUAUAAAUUACGGCUGUUGGGUGGAGUUGAAAGUGGUGGCGGUUGUGGGAUGAAUAGUGUGUUCAGUGAGCAGAUACUUGCUGACAAGCUUUCAAAGCUCAAUAGCACUCAACAAUGCAUCGAAACUUUGUCGCAUUGGUGUAUAUUUCACCGUAGCAAAGCAGAGCUAGUGGUUGCAACAUGGGACAAACAAUUUCGCAGUUCAGAUAUGGCCCAGAAAGUACCUCUUUUAUACCUUGCAAAUGAUAUCCUACAAAACAGCAAGCGUAAAGGAAAUGAAUUCGUUACCGAGUUCUGGAAAGUUUUACCUUCAGCACUCAAGGAGGUAGAGAGUAAAGGUGAUGAUCGUGGAAAGAAUGUGGUGGCUAGAUUGGUUGGGAUUUGGGAAGAAAGAAGAGUUUUUGGCUCCCAAGCUAAAAGCCUUAGAGACGCAAUGCUUGGAGAAGAACUGCCUCCACCUUUGGAGCUCAGGAAGAAACGGUCUCGCUCUGUCAGAAUAGUUAAAAAGGACUCUCGUUCUAUAAAGACGAAACUGAGCAUUGGUGGUACAGCAGAGAAAAUUGUUUCAGCUUUUCACUUGGUGCUCAGCGAACACAACAAUGAAGACGAAGAAUUGAGUAAAUGCAAGUCUGCAGUUCAUCGUGUGAAAAAGAUGGAGAAAGAUGUUGAUGUGGCGUUAACAAAAGCAAAAGAUCCAUCACGUAAGACCUUAGCCAAAGAGUUGGAGGAGGAAGAGAGUAUAUUGAAACAAUGCAUUGAAAAGCUUAAAGAGGUUGAAAACAAUAGAGUUGCACUCGUUGCUCAGUUGAGGGAUGCGCUUCACGAGCAGGAAUCUGAACUGGAGAAUGUUCGGACACAGAUACAGGUUGCACAGGCACAAGUAGAAGAAGCCACAAGCAUGCGAAAACAAUUGCAUGAAGGCCGUGUAUUUGAGUUGAAACCAUCAACAGACGACAAUGCAAACUCGGAGCAAACAUCAAAAAAAUCUGCUGCUGCUAUUGCAGCUGAAGUUGCAGAUAGGCUUGCAGCCUCAACAUCCUCCCAAUAUAUUAUGACAUCAGUUCUCUCCACAUUUGCUGCCGAAGCAGCUAAAGGUGCUGGGCUGACGUCGUCAUCAACCACAACGACUUCUUUCUCAUCAUCACAGAGCAAUUCCAUGUCAAAAUCAGGAAAACCUGUCUGUUUCAGAUCCUAAAGCUUACAUGACCGCACAGAUAAACCCUUCACAAAAUCCCUUAUCAAGGCCGUCAUGGCUCAGCCCUCGAUGCAAGUUUCCAACUCACAAGCUCUGUAUCAUUCGGUACCUAACCAGCCUCCUAUACAGUAUAUGCAGCCUGGGUCGUAUGAUUAUGGCGGUCUUAGUCCUAUGCAGCCUGGGCCUCCUCCACCAGCCCCUCCAUCGUACAUGGUGCAAAUGCUGCCAAUGGGGCAUCAGCCAUCAACGCUACCUCAGCAGCAACCUAUGCCGAUAUCUCAACAGCAACCGCCUCCGCCUGCAAGUUUUCGCCCUCUUGCUCCUCCUAUUCAGGCACCCGGAGUGGUAUAUUUUUCACACCCUUACCGAUUGCAGUGAUGGGGCUGACAUUUUUAGUCAACAGGCUUCCUGUAAACUUGAAAUUUUGUUGUGUGAUUGAGUAGACAUCAAUAGCAGCAUAUUAUUUUGCUUGGGACAAGAAUACUUUUUAGAGAGCUGACCCAUAGUCUAGUGCUAUUUAGGCAUUGUGUCGUGGACGAAGCGGGAAGAUUGCUCGAAAUGAAAGGUGUUUAAAACAUCCCCACAAA
Messenger RNA from Salvia miltiorrhiza (redroot sage), 2284 nucleotides. RefSeq lists its product as uncharacterized. Gene Ontology annotation, cellular component: RNA polymerase II, holoenzyme. The record is from RefSeq and is a predicted model, not a curated record. Gene Ontology annotation, biological process: mRNA 3'-end processing. Gene Ontology annotation, molecular function: RNA polymerase II complex binding. Lineage: Eukaryota; Viridiplantae; Streptophyta; Magnoliopsida; Lamiales; Lamiaceae.